AUGCUCGUCCUGCCAAGUGACAGUGGAUACAAUUCACCGUGUGAUGGAAUUGCGCCAUCGUCGCUACAGUUUGCAUCAGAAAAGUUAUUAAAGCCUGAUGUCAAUUCGGAAGUACGGCGGAAGCUACGAUUUGGGACCCACACAUUCUGGAACUCAGGUUCUUAUUUCACUCUUCCUAAACCAAACGACCGCUUACGGGAAAUCGCUCGACGACUCGUGCGAAUGUGUGAUUCGUUUGAUAAGGAGUUCGCCGAAGUCGCUGAAGGGGCAAAGACCGAAAGCGUUCCCGAUGAAGCAUCCAUAAUCAAGUUCAUGGAUGACUACAUGAGAACAAUCAUCAUCAAAGAAGGCACAAUCACAGCAGGAUUCCCCUUCAAUGAAAACGUUAGCAAACUCAAAGACAACUUCAACAUUGCCUUUCGCCGGCUACAAGCACUCCUUCGAACGCUCCGAGGUGAUGCAAAAAAGCUUCAAAUUUACAACACGACGAUCGAAGACUACACCAGGGAAGGAAUCAUUGAGGAAUGUACCUCACAACCAACUGGACACAUCGAAGAGAAGGGCACCCCAAUAGGAAAGGAACUAUCCAAAUCUCCGUAUGUCGACAAUGUGCUACUAGAAGGCGACAAUCCGCAAGAACUGAUCCAGAAAUACAAUUCUUUAAAACAAGUGUUCUCUUCCAUCGGCAUGAAUCUUCGCGAUUACUUGUCAGAUUCUGCUGCAGUGAACGCACAAAUCAAGGACGUGGAUAGAGCAAAAAAUCGCGAACUCAAAGUGCUCGGAAUCAAGUGGAAAGCUGACGAUGACACCUUGGUCAUGGAAUGUGCAGACAAAGAACAAGUCAAGAUCACCAAAAGAUCUGUUCUUAGCCAAAUAAACGGAUUCUGCUUCGACCCACUCGGACUGCUCACACCACUGAUGAUACCGGCAAAGAUAUUCCUACAGGACAUACAUAAGCUGAAGUUAGGAUAA
Messenger RNA from Cylicocyclus nassatus, 972 nucleotides. Lineage: Eukaryota; Metazoa; Nematoda; Chromadorea; Rhabditida; Strongylidae. The record is from the annotation of a GenBank genome assembly.